Molecule: messenger RNA, 565 nt
Organism: Selaginella moellendorffii
Lineage: Eukaryota; Viridiplantae; Streptophyta; Lycopodiopsida; Selaginellales; Selaginellaceae
Product: protein Asterix
Exons: 3
Coding region: 39-359 (106 amino acids)
Biological process (GO): protein insertion into ER membrane
Cellular component (GO): endoplasmic reticulum membrane
Molecular function (GO): protein folding chaperone
Source: RefSeq, a predicted model, not a curated record
AGGGCCUGGAUAGGGACAAAUAUUUUAAUUUAGGGUUCAUGAGCAAAGGCGUGGGAGGAGCGCUUCCAUCGGAUCCGCGCCUGCCGUCGGCGGCCCGGCCGUAUGUCCCGCCGGUGGUGCUUCCGCAGGAUCUUCCUCCGGAUUACUCGAGCUUGCUGGCGGUGAUGUUUGGAAUUCUCGGCAUCAUGCUCCGGAACAAGAUCGGAUCGUGGCUUGCCCUCAUUUUUUGCGCGCAAUCGCUCGCGAACAUGAAGAAUUUGGAGAACGAUCUCAAGCAAGUGGUCAUGGCACUGGCGUUUGUGGUGAUGGGUAUGGCGACGAACUAUCUAAGCGCGCAGAGAUCGUCCGCUACUACAUGAUACAUUCUCUAGUGUCAUGUAAGAAACAGUCGUGACAAUCUUAAACUCUAUGAUUAGCUUUUGACACAAGAGCUCGAUCUAACUUCUAGACGCUUGAGAAGAUCCUCCAGAACGAUCUCAUGAUCCAGUUCUUCGUAGCUUGCAUCUACAUUCUUGAGAAAAGAUAAAAAGUAUAUUGGCUUUCUCCAGGUUCGAACUGGAGACCA